Messenger RNA from Lecanosticta acicola, 1118 nucleotides. The record is from the annotation of a GenBank genome assembly. NCBI's taxonomy places the organism in Eukaryota, Fungi, Ascomycota, Dothideomycetes, Mycosphaerellales, Mycosphaerellaceae.
AUGGCAUCGAAACACGGUGCAGACGAGCUGCUCGUCGUGCAAGAGCUGCUGGGCCUGAAAGAAGGGAGCAAGAAAACGGCAGGCUUGGCCGACGCCAUCUUUGUGUGCGUCGACUGUGAGGUACGAAACUUGCGCUCAACUCACGCGUGCAUGUGACAGGCUUGAGGCAACGUCCAGGUCGCUGACCUCAUCUGCCUCUAGGCCUUCGAGUUCGCCCCAGACAAGAUCACCGAGGUUGGUGUUUCGGUCGUAGACACCAGAGCCCUCCAAGCCGUAUGUUUUCAUCGUCUUAUCGCGUCAUCUCGAGUGAACGUUUGACUGAUGAUCGCGGGCAGCUCUCUCCCGGUGAGAAUGGCGCCGCCUGGCUGUCCAAGAUCGAAUCGGCCCAUUACUUGAUCGAGGAAUACGCCCACCUGAAGAACAAGCGCUUCGUCAAGGGCUGCCCGGAGUCCUUCUCUUUCGGCCGCACCCAGACCGUUCGCAAAGGCCAAGCCUCAGAAGUCCUCCUACGAGUCUUCGCAGACCCAACCAUGCUCUCUCAAGCGCAUAAGUCCGGAGAGAAGAAGGCGACCCUUGGACGUCCCAUCAUCCUGGUCGGCCAUGAUCUCAGCAACGAUGACCAGUUCCUGAAACACCUCGACUUCUCGCUCGCCGGCGUCACGGCCAUCUCGCGCCGGGUCGAUACUCAGCGGGUCGCGGGAACCAAGAAGCGUUUGAUCGCCUUGAAAAAAUUAUUGGCGGCGCUCGACAUCGAGCCCCGGUUUCUACAUAAUGCAGGAAACGAUGCCGCCUACACGCUGCAGGCCUUGUUGAAAAUGGCCGUCUGUGAGCAACGACAGCCUGGCAGUCUGGUAGCAAAGGUCGAGGAACAGUAUGCCAAGCCGUCGGCCAGCAACAAGGGCCAGGAUGAAGUGCGCCAAGGGCUCAGCAGGUCUCAGCGCAAAGCGUUGAAGAGAGGCCAACGAGUUCAACAGGCUGCCGGAGAAGGCAGCGUGGCGGAUGGUGGCAAAUCUACACUCCAGGCCUCUGAUGAUCAUACGCAGGCAGGGGCCACCGACUAUGACUCUGGGCGCAACAAGCGUUUCGUGAAGUGGGCCACCGAGUUGGGAACUCAGUAG